AUGGCCAAAAUGAUGUCCCCGGCCCGAGCGGCCGUUUUCUUUAUCACGGUCCUCCAACUUCUGCUAUCUUUCCGGUCCUCCUCGUCCCGCAGCAACGGCGACUUCCAUCACGGCGAGUCUUGCCUUGCUCCCCACCAAAAGCCGCGGUUAUUGACGACGUCGACGACGCAUUCAGCACCAUCGGGACCGGGCUUCAUGAUGGCAGCAGAGGCCCACCCGUCCCCACCACGCAAGUGUGUCAACGGCACGACCGAGGCGACCCGGUCGUUCAUCGAGUCACUGUUCACGGCCGUCGCGCUGGACAAUUUCGGCACGUCCUUCGCCGCCGCGCUGUCCGACGACCUCGUGUGGACGGUCACCGGAAGCAGCCCCAUCGCGGGCACGUACAACGGCAAACAGGUCUACAUCGACAAAGUGCUCACGCCGUUGCGGGACGUGCUGGUGACUCUCCCCGUGCCGAUCGUCGAGCACAUCUUCGCCGACGGCGACUGGGCGACGGUGAACUGGCGGAGUCAGGGCGUGGUGGGCAAGAAUGGUGCCAAUUACGACAUGCAGUACGCGUGGUUGAUGAGGACGGAGCUCGACGACACGGGCGCCAGGAAGAUUGUCGAGGUCAUUGGCUUUUACGACAGCGUCAAAGUCACCGCUGUUUUUCAGGGCUAUGUCUUCAACACCACAAAAGCCUGA
Messenger RNA from Fonsecaea multimorphosa CBS 102226, 687 nucleotides. RefSeq lists its product as uncharacterized. The transcript has a single exon. The record is from RefSeq and is a predicted model, not a curated record. NCBI's taxonomy places the organism in Eukaryota, Fungi, Ascomycota, Eurotiomycetes, Chaetothyriales, Herpotrichiellaceae. The coding region runs from base 1 to 687 and encodes 228 amino acids.